AUGAAAGUAUCGCUCAAGACAACUACAUUCCCUCACGAUCUUCAUCAUACGAGUUCACACCCUCAGUUAAAUAUCUUCAUACUCACAGCUCGUACUAAUCUCUCCUCCCCCCCCCCCUCUCCCUCAUCUCCUCCAUCUCUCCGUCUCUAUCUCUCCGUCAGUAGCGACACAGAGAGCGCGGCCGGAGCUCGCGGCCGGCUGGCGGCGCUCACAGCUCGCGUGAGGGCCGCGCUGCCCAAGAAGAACGAGAAGCACAACGAACAGGCAGCCGAGGAGGCGUCUGAAGAAAAGAAAGGCGUUGUGUACGCUGAACUAGCGCUCGGGGAACAAGCGGGGGACAGACCGCCGCCGCCCGCUACAGAAUACGCGGAGAUAGUGUACACACAGGAACAGGAGAAGGAGGGGGAGAAGUAG
This is a messenger RNA of Danaus chrysippus (African queen), 414 nucleotides long. NCBI's taxonomy places the organism in Eukaryota, Metazoa, Arthropoda, Insecta, Lepidoptera, Nymphalidae. The record is from the annotation of a GenBank genome assembly.